Molecule: messenger RNA, 1011 nt
Organism: Mesorhabditis spiculigera
Lineage: Eukaryota; Metazoa; Nematoda; Chromadorea; Rhabditida; Rhabditidae
Source: the annotation of a GenBank genome assembly
AUGACGGAUUUGGAAUCACUCUCCGAAAAGGCCCCUCUACUCCAGAAAGAAGCCAAGGAAAAGAAGAAAAAGUGCAAAAAGUUUUGUUUAUGUUGUAAGAAGAGGAGGGUCGAUGAGUAUUAUCAACAGCAAAGCGAGCUCAUCGAAGCGUAUCGUAAGGAUGACAAAGAAAUCGCCUCCCCAGACGCUACAGCUAAGAAGGAGGACGAUGAAAUAAUAGCAACAAUUCUAACCGGUGGCGCUUCGCUGUCUAUCGUCAGUACAUUGCUGGAAAGUGUUGUUGAUAUAACUGGUGGUGCAGUCCUGUGGUAUGCCUCUCACUCUAUUGUGCAUACGGAUUAUCGACUGUAUCCGCGAGGGAGGAGUAAACUGGAGAACCUCAGCAUCGUCAUUAUCGGAAUUGUAAUGGGAAUGGCGAAUUUCUAUAUUAUCUUCGGGUCUGUGCAAUCGGUGCUUGAUCAGGCGACCUCACCGGGCCUUGAUCUCAUCACUUUGGGUCUUAUGGUUGCUACAAUCAUUCUUAAAUUAAUUAUGUGGAUAGUGUGCUAUCGGAGAGGUACCACUUCCAGUAAAGUGCUAGCCAUCGACCAAAGAAACGACGUUCUUACCGUCUCAGUGGCAAUUAUCGGUGCAACAACGUCUAAAUACUGGAAGUAUGCUGAUCCGCUAGCAGCUUCAUUGAUCGCCACCUACGUCGCAUUUUCUUGGAUAAUGGUGGUGUUAGAACAAUUCCCGCGGGUUAGCGGACGGGUUUGCACGCCGGAAGAGUACAGUCGCGUAGCCCGGAUAUGCGUCGAACACUCCCAACAUAUCAAGGGGCUAGAUACCUUACUGGUUUACCAUACCGGAGAACGACUCCUCGUCGAAGUUCAUGUUGUUGUGGAUCCAGAUUUGACAUGUCGAGUAGUUCAUGAUGAGGUAGUCUCCCCGCUGCAGCAUAAAUUAGAAAAGAUGUCGAUCGUCGAGCGGGCGUUCGUGCAUGCUGAUCAUGAAUUUGACGGAUAUGCGCCU